Messenger RNA from Gallus gallus (chicken), 7451 nucleotides. RefSeq names its product GATA binding protein 6 (gene GATA6). Gene Ontology annotation, cellular component: nucleus. Gene Ontology annotation, molecular function: DNA-binding transcription factor activity, RNA polymerase II-specific; zinc ion binding; RNA polymerase II cis-regulatory region sequence-specific DNA binding. Gene Ontology annotation, biological process: cell fate commitment; positive regulation of transcription by RNA polymerase II; epithelial cell differentiation. NCBI's taxonomy places the organism in Eukaryota, Metazoa, Chordata, Aves, Galliformes, Phasianidae. The record is from RefSeq and is marked validated. The transcript has 6 exons. Bases 271 to 1461 code for a protein of 396 amino acids.
GCAGAGCGGAGCUGCAUGGCCGUGGCUGAAGGCGGCUGCUGCGCGGCGGAGCGGUGCGCUGCGUCCUCGUACCCCUUCGCCGCCCGGGCGCCUUCUUCGCCCUCCUCCUCCACCUCCACCUCCGGGACCCCGGCUCCGGAGCCCGGCGGCAGCCCCCGGCCCGCCCCGCCGCACCUCGGGGCCGUCCCGGCGCCCGGCCCGCCCGCCCGCCGGGAGGAGGACGUCCCGCUGCCGCUCUCGCUGCCUCCGGACUCGGAGCGGCCGCCGGCGAUGUACCAGACCUUGGCCAUCUCGGCCUCGCAGGGCCCCGCGCCCUACGACGGAUCUCCGGGCGGCUUCAUGCACUCCGCGCCCAGCUCUCCCGUCUACGUGCCCACCACCCGCGUGGGCUCCGUGCUGCCCACGCUGCCCUACCUGCAGGGCGGCGGCGCGGCCCAGCCCGGCCACGCUCCGGCCGGCCACGUCUGGUCGCAGCCGGCGGCCGAGAGCCCCUCGUACGGCGCCGCGGGCGGCGCGCACCCCUCGGGCCGCUUCCCCUACUCGGCCAGCCCGCCCGUGGCCAACGGCGCCUCGCGGGAGCAGUACGGCGGCGGCCUGGCGGCGAGGGAGCAGUACGGAGCGCUGCCGCGGCCGCUCAACGGCUCCUACCCGGCGCCCUACGCCUCCUACGUGGGGCCGCAGCUCGGCCCCGCCUGGCCCGCGGCGCCCUUCGAGAACUCCGUGCUGCACUGCCUGCAGGGCCGCGCCGCGCCCAUCCCCGUGCGGGCUCCGAGCGCAGAGCUGCUGGAAGACCUCUCCGAGAGCCGCGAGUGCGUCAACUGCGGCUCCAUCCAGACCCCGCUGUGGAGGAGGGACGGCACCGGGAAUUACCUGUGCAACGCCUGCGGGCUCUACACCAAAAUGAACGGCCUGAGCCGGCCCCUCAUCAAACCCCAGAAGAGAGUGCCCUCGUCACGGCGGCUCGGCCUGUCCUGUGCCAACUGCCACACCACCACCACCACCCUCUGGCGCCGGAACGCCGAGGGUGAGCCCGUCUGCAACGCCUGCGGCCUCUACAUGAAGCUUCAUGGGGUUCCCCGACCACUUGCUAUGAAAAAAGAAGGAAUUCAGACGAGGAAACGAAAACCUAAGAACAUCAAUAAGUCGAAGGCAUGCUCUGGUAACAACACUACUGCAGUUCCUAUGACUCCAACAUCUACGUCUUCUACUAACUCAGAUGACUGUAGCAAAAACGCCUCCCCAAGCACGCAGCCGGCAGCCUCGGGGGUGAGUACAGACGCAGCAUCCGUGUUGGCGAGCUCGUCAGUGAUGUCCGGCCCAGGAGAGAGCACCAGUCCCGAAAGCAGCAACCUUAAGUAUUCAGGUCAAGAUGGGCUGUACACAGGAGUCAGCCUGACCUCCACGGCCGAGGUGACGGCGUCCGUCAGGCAGGAUCACUGGUGUGCCCUGGCUCUGGCGUGACCCACUGCCAGCCAAGCUGGAUCCCGGCACUGUGCAGCAGCCCCCAGACGUCCAUGCGGGGUUUCUUCUGUGGAGCGGUGGCAGUGAGAGUGCUGGCUAGGGACGCUCCUCUGAAAUUGUUUCCGUGCCUUGGUGGCAGAGGCGGCUUUCAGUCCCCCUAAGAGGCUCUGCCAAAGCAUCCUGAUCCUCAUCUAUGCAAGAAAACUGUAGAGAAAGCAAGUGCCCACCGGGGGGUAGCUAAUGCAGCCAUACACACUCAAAAAAAAAAAAAAAAAAAAAAGGAAAAAAAAAAAAGGAAAAUGGGAAAAAAAAAGACAAAAAAAGAAGAUAGAAACCUAGACCUAUUGAUAGAUUCCAGAAACACAUCCUCAACUCACCCAGCAGCGCUGCCUUUCUGAUUGUAUAUUUGUUUUCACUCUCUCAUCGCCUUCUCCUCCCAGGAAUUUGACGGACGCCGUCAGCGCUGGGGAGGCUUGAAUUAUUAGAGAUAACCAGAUACUUUCUCAAGUGUUGGUAGCGUGUACUGCUGGAGUCAGCGUGGGCGCCCAGAGCCGGACAUUUGACCUCUUCACCCAUCCUGUGCCCGCCUUGCUCUGCUCCCUUGUGCCAGAGCCCAGCGAUGCCCGGGGAGGAGAUCACAGCCUUUGGUACAAACCUCACGGGGUCGAGCUGGUGAAGGAGGUUUUGUUGUUGUUUAAGAUAUUUACUCACUUUGCAAGACUGCGCUAUAACUUUUGAAGUACACUGUGACUGAGGUUUAUGAAAGUUCACGUUUUGUGGCUGAACUGUGUAGAGUCAGUCGAAAUUUGUAAACAGGGUAGCAAUCAGAUAUUUUUUUCUUCCAUAUAUACAAUAAUUUUUUUUUUUUUUAAAAAGAAGUGCAAUUUGCGUUGCAGCAAUCAGUGUUAAAUCAUUUGCAUAAGAUUUAACAACGGUUUUUAUACGAAUGAAUGAAUGUAAACAUUUUAACUUAAUGGUACGUAAAUAAUUUAAAAGAAAAACUUAACUAGGCAUCCUUAGGCUUCGUAGUGCAACAAAACCCAUCCACUUUCUGCAUUUCCAGUUGCUAAAGCGGGAGUCUCAAAGAACAAGCCUUCUCUCAGGAAAAUUGCCCUAGCUGUUUGCUCCUCAGUUUUGUACAAAAAAAGCAAAUGCAUCCCCAGGUUGGUUAUUAUUAUUAUUAUUAUUUUUUUUUUUUUGCCAUUUGAAGAAGUAUGUACUGGAAAGAAACAAAUCGCAAUGAAACUUUACUACCUAACCGAUACAUAUGUAAAUACUCCAUAAGAUAUUUAGGCAUCUUUGAAGUUGAGGAUGCGAUCUGUAUAGUGUGACUGACACAUCGUUAGGUUGGUUUCCAUUGUUUUUUAAAUGGGAUGGCAUUUGGGAGGCUGUUUCAUCAGAGCUCUACAAAUAAAAGGGUAUCAUUUUUUUUUUCUGUACGCCGUGCCUUCUCCUUUGUUUCGGCCACAGCAGUUAAUCUGUAUUAAAAGCUACGGAUGCAGGCAGCUUGUCUGAUGGCUUCAACGUUGUUCUUAAGUCAGAAUGUCCGCUCUGCCUCGCUAAGUCUGUACCACGAGGGGCAUUUUUCAAGCUCCCUUCUGUAUGCCUCCUAGCGGUAUGUACAACUGCGCCUCCCAUCAUGGGCGUCUUUUGUGCACACAAGUUGUAUUUCUGCUUAAACGCCUUGUGAGGACCACCACAUUUUGCUUGGCAGUGGCUAAUGUGUGGAAGGCAGGUCUCCUGUGCACGUCAAAAUCAGCAAACGGUGAGGCAGAGCCCUUGCCUGUCUGCUGGCAUCCUCUGGUGGCGAAGUCUGAAGGGCACCCACAGCUGAAGGCGCUGAAAAAGGGAAGAUGUCGGUUUAUAGCUGCUGAGGGGAAUAGAAAGCUUCUGGCUGGCUUUGAGGACCAGUCCUCUGCAUUGCUUUGCUGCUGGGAGCAAGACUUUAUGCUCUGUUUUCCAGCUACGCUGACAGUGCUGCUGGACAGGGAUGCUGACUGCCAUCACCCCGUGGGUGGCUGCAAAGCAUCUCUUCACCUUCCUCAGAAUGAGAUCCAUUUGGGGUGAAGUGGGACAGCUCUUCUGCUUGCGGUGAAGCUAUGCUGCUGUGCACCGGCUGAGACCCUGCCUGCUUGUUUUUCAGACUGUAAAGCCCAGAGGGCUGAGGCUGCCUCUGUAAUCCCAGGGCUGAUGUGAGGACCAAGGGAUGGACACAGUGGCACAGGCCUCAGAGAGCAGCUUCUAGCAAACAGAGUCCAACAGCCUCUCUUGGGGUUUGAUCUGUUCCAGACCUGCUCAGCAGACCCAAGGAGGCUGUCAUGGUGCUGGACCACUUCAGUUCAUUGCGCCCUGUGGGUUAACGUGGUGGUGCAGCCCAGCCCUGCUGACCUGGGGGACCAUGUGGGCCGGGAUCGCCUAACUUAAUAGAUGUUUAGCCCCAUUCAACUGGAAAGUGGGCCACGCAAGGAAACACUGGGUUUAAAAUGCAGAGGAUGUGCAAAAGAGGAUGAAUCUCUUUCCUUUUGAAGCAUUUGUUGGCUGAAAUGCCCUUUUCUGUGAUUUUCUAGUGCUGACACUAACAGGUGCUGAGCAGCCUUCAGACUUAGCUGGAGUCUUGCAUCUUUUUUGGGUUUUUUUUUUGUGUGUGUGGUUUUUUUUUUUUUUUUUGACAGGAAUGAAGUUUGGUGUGCUACUUCUGAAUAGUGUAAUACAAGCCUCACUGCUGGGCAGGAGGAGAGGGCCGUGUAGGUCAGAACUACGUCCCUUGGAGUUAUCCUGAAACGGGGAGUUCAGACCAGUACAUACUAAUUUGGAGCUGCUGACCCAGCAGUAAACUCAGCUGGCUGCUGACACUCUUGCCAGCAGCCUAUGGAUGUCGUGUAGCUUUGAAACCCUGUGGCAUCAUUUAAGAAGGCUCCCAGGAAGCUCUUCUGCCUUCUCAGUACCACCUUUACCCAGGGUGUGACUUAGGAUGGUUCUUAGAGAUAGUAAGUCUUGCAAGGUACAAAAAGAUGUGAAAAGAGUUCUCUCGGAUCUGAGGCUGAAAGCCUUCCCCAUAGGGAAGGUUUUUCCUGUUUUUAUCAGCAAGAUCAUCAAGAAUUAAAUACUCUGCCUCCUUGGACCAGAGUCAGGUUUCCAUCCCUCUGCAGUAGGUAGGAGUGAUGCAGUACCACGUUGCCUUAUUCUAUAGAUGCUGAGGAGCUCAAAGCCAGGUUCUGUUAUGGUUUUACAUGGAAAAAAUCUAAGAAUUCUAUCAGAGCUCUACAAGAGUACCUUCCUACUCACCAAAACCAAUCUCCAAAUGUACAUACAGCUGAAGCUGCUUGACAAAAUAAAGGUUUGUCUUUUCAAAAAAUCGUUAUUAAUAUAUUAUUUUUUUAAUUUUGCUUUUCAGUGCCAACAAGCCGGCCCAGCUCUGGGUGUGUGAGCUGGAUUUUGCUUUGGCUCAUACAUCAUCAAUAGCACUGAUACUGAUAGAUGGCCCGACCAGAUGCUUUCCUUACAUAUCCCUGUUUUUCUUCAGUGACAGCCCCUGGGAUGGGCUGGGAAAGAACAAAGAGAGUUCGGCUGCAAGCCUCAAUUACUAAUGAGACUGAACAAGCCAAACUGACCACAGAGCAGCUCUCUAGUGCCAGGAUGAAGCCUCAGAGUUGACACUCUGAGCAAAACAAAACAAAACAAAAAGCAUACAGUUAUAUGUUACGAUAGCAUCUUUCCCCCCUAGAAACAACCAAAGUUAAAUGGCCAAUGACUUGAGGCAUCUUCUUUGGACUCACACCAAAUAACACUGUGGCACUGAUAGCAUAUACUGAGAUGUGUGCUGUGGAGUUAUAUGAGUUUGAAACAACUGCUGGGCUUGCUUUGGUGAACUGGAUGAAGCACAGACAAGCAGGCCUUGUGGCGACUUGGAGGUGUUUUGUUACUUGUGAGCAAUCAGAGGACAAGGACCUGGUGUGAAGUGAGGAGCUAAAGCAGCUGCUUUGGUUUGGUUUUCUUGCUGCAAAACUAGGUAGAGCCAUGUGUCAGUCCUGCAAUAUUUGCUAUAUAGAACUUGGGUAAUUCACUGUUCUGCAUAAAAAUAAUACCAAUUCUCAUUCUUUCCAAGAGAACAUGAGCUUUAUGAGUUAAACCCAAAAUGGACUCCAGCUCCUCCUGAGUGCUUGCAGCUCCAGAUCUUCCUUUUCCAGCUGUCCUGAACUCCAUUCCUCACAGAUCCUUCACUUCCUAAAUUUGUAUACAUUGGAGAUUCCAGGGUUGUGUCAAACAUACUGAAAUCAAUAUUAAAAUAUAGGGCAAGGGUUAUUGCAGUGGGCCACGGGAGAAAGAAACUGAGUUCUCGAAGGGCAAUUCCAAGAGGCCUCUGCCCCACAUGUUGCAAAAGGCUUUGUGGUCUUUGUUACAUGUGUGUAAUGUGUUUUUAAAACACUUCGUACCUUCUUUCCUUAAAGAUAUCCAAUGAAAUUUGCUACAAUAGGUAGGAGAGGGGUGGAGAAUUCAAGUGCCCUGGUGGGUGUGCAGCCAAACAGGAGCUGUCAAAACAAUGCACUAUGCAAAAGUGCUAAUACAUUCCCUGACAUAGACUGGGAAAUACUGAGUAGAGGUAAGGAGGUAAUUUGGGAUGCUGCAUUUGGAGCUGGCAUCCAUAUUUGAAAAGGAUGUUGAAAUUUGGAGAGCGUAGGGGGAAAGAGCCACAGAACUGAUUUAAGAACUGGAGAAAUUGUCUGUCCUUGACAAAUUUCAUGACCACAGUCUGCUGAAAGUAUCCAAAAGACUGAAAGGUGACUGGUCUAGUGAGUCCCUUCCUGGGAAGGAAAAUCUUGGUACUGAAAGGGCUUUGAUCGUGCAGAGGAAAACAGUGGUCUUCCUCUGGUGGUCGGAAGGUGAAGCCACAUAAGUUCAGGUGAGAAACUAGCCUCAGCUGAAACAAUGAAUGUAAUUAGUGAUGGAAUGAUGGCAAGAGAAGAAAACAAGUGCUCUAUCUCCUGACUUCUUUGCAACAAAAUUGUCUGAAUGACUGAAUUUAGCUGAGCAGAAGUGACUGAGCUCAGGACUGAGUAGGUUACAUUUGCCGCUGUGUGAUUUAUAGGCCAGAUUAGUUCCCAUUUGGCCCGAAGCUGUAUUAUUUUUUGGGAUGAGACCCAAUGCUGAGAGCUUGAAUUUUUGUCAUUAUGAAAAACCCUAUGGCACUUUUCCUGUGAGUGGUGGUAAACACUGUGGUGUCUUGACCCACUUUCAGUGUAAGUAAUUACUUUUUGCCUACAUAAAACAUCCUCCUUCCUCUCCAAAACUGCCCUGCAUCUUUAUUGUUUCCUAUUAAAUGCAUCCUAAGUUUCACAGAAGAAAAGAUUGUGUUUUGAAUAUAUGCAAAUAGGAUCUGAAAAUACUCUAUGGUCUAACACACAGGCAGGUCUAACACACAUUUCCAGAGCAGUGGCAUGGAGAAGUGCCAGCAAGGCCUGGACAGGCACAGCUCCCAGCACUGACUGCACCAGGGCUGGGUCUGCCUCGGGUUUACAUGGUUUGGAAACUCCAUUCUUCACAGAAUAAGUUGUGUCGCAAAGUUGAUUUUAUUUUAUUUUAAACCAUAAGGAACAUUUCACGAAGCCUGGAACAGGCUUCUGAAGACAGCAAUAGUCACAGAAUCAUAGAAUCAUUUGAGUUGGAAGGGGCCCUUAAAGGUCAUCUGGUCCAACCCCCCUGCAAUGAACAAAGACACCUAGAGCUCAAUCAGGUUGCUCAGAGCCUUGUCCGGCUUGAUCUUGAGUGUCUGCAGGGAUGGGUCAUCCACCACCUCUCUGGGCAACCUGCUCCUGUGCCUCACCACCCUCAUUUUAUUUUAUUUUAGUUUUUCCCUUAUAUCCAGUCUAAAUAUCUCCUCUUUUAGUUGGAAACCAUUUCCCCUUGUCCUAUCCUUCCUUAUAACGCAGUGAUGUCCUGUCGUUUCCAGAAACUUUGACUUGCCUUUUAUCAAUUAAAGGUUAGAACCCUGA